UGUAACUAAAACCAUGGCGUUUCUGUAAAAUGUAUCAAAAUUUAUCGUACUUAAGUGAAACUUCAGUUUAAAAUGUAGGGAGGCUAGCCCAAAAAGUAAAAACAUAUUGUGAAGUUUGCAAAUUUAGAACAUUGAUUGUUAAUCCUUUAAACUUUAAGGACCAAUGGAGGUUGUUGGGUAAUCCCAUGAUAUUAGACAUUGAGGUGUAGAAUCCAGCAUCAGAAUCCAAACAUGAAGGUGGCUCCAAUGUUAUUGAGUUUGUUUUUGGUUCUAACAGAGUACGUCCAAGUCAUAAUUCUGGUGGCCACCACACAAGAAUAUCUCUCCAAAAAUGGAAUAAUUGCGACCAUCGACGGCUACAGACCAAGUUGCCCUGGGUGUAUCAGAUUUGGGAUAGACGAUCUUUACGUUUACGGACGCAUGCAUGUGCCAAAAGAAAAACUUUAUCUGAUGGACAAAGGACGAUUUUACUUUGAAUUUUGCGGUUCUCGAUUUGAUGGCCCUUGUACAAAUUAUAAGUCAGAAUGGAAUAUAUAUUGUAGUUAUAAGCAAGAGCUCAAAGUUGGAUGCGACAAAAACAUAAUGCCACCUCAUCGGCCAUGCUGGUGUAACGACACUACACCGAAGCAGUGGUUAGUUCGCAUUAAAUACAAUUUUUUUGAGAGGGAUGAUAUGGCAGUGCGAUUUAUCUUCGAUCCAGAACCUAACAUGGAAACACAUGCAGACAGAGCUCCAUUUGAAAAAAACAACACUAUAUAUAUUCCAGAUCUUAUCGCGCGUGGCCACAUUGUUAAACCAAAGACUCAAUCCAGAUCUACUAACGAGUCUUGGUCGAUGUCACCAGAUCUUCUACUGGAAAUGAUGUCUGUGGUACUGGUGUUUUGUACUUUUAGAUUUCCAUGAAGGCGUUCAUCUUCUUUGCAUUUGUUUCCUAAAGUUUUAUUUUAAUUCGAAUAUUCAUUACUUUUUUAAAAGUUUUGUUAGGUAAAAAUUAAAUGAU
Messenger RNA from Physella acuta, 1000 nucleotides. RefSeq lists its product as uncharacterized. NCBI's taxonomy places the organism in Eukaryota, Metazoa, Mollusca, Gastropoda, Physidae. The record is from RefSeq and is a predicted model, not a curated record.